Messenger RNA from Penicilliopsis zonata CBS 506.65, 1590 nucleotides. RefSeq lists its product as hypothetical. The transcript has 4 exons. Lineage: Eukaryota; Fungi; Ascomycota; Eurotiomycetes; Eurotiales; Aspergillaceae. The record is from RefSeq and is a predicted model, not a curated record. Gene Ontology annotation, molecular function: DNA binding; zinc ion binding. Gene Ontology annotation, biological process: DNA-templated transcription. The coding region runs from base 1 to 1590 and encodes 529 amino acids. Gene Ontology annotation, cellular component: nucleus.
AUGCGCCUAGACUCGCACGGCGCCAAGUACGUCGGUAGCGCACACUGGGCAGCAGUCCUGGACAGCAUCUCGGAGCUCAAGGACCACUACGAGAAGGAAGAAGAAGCCAGGACACAGGCCAAAACACAGGCCACGGGUGACUUAGUGCCUUGUCAUUCUAGUCCGGGUCCUCGGCUGCUGUACGAACCGGUGCAGGCAACCAAAGCCGAGAUCUUGGCUUCAGUCCCUGCCCGACCUGUGGUGAACCGGAUCGUCGCAGCAUAUUUCAAUACGCAGGGCUUAGCGCCAGCUUUUCUCCACAGUGGCCAAUUUCUCCAAGAGUAUGAGAAAUUCUGGAAGGACCCAACGGCCACGUCCUUGGCCUGGGUCGGCCUGUUGUUCAGCAUCAUGUGUCUCGCCACGCAGGUGCAGCUGUUGAGCCACGAGCGAGCCGACGCGGACCUUCCGGCGCGCUUCCAGGUGUUUCGCGAGCGAAUGGUGCAAUGUCUGGUGCUGAGCCAGUUCACACGAGGCGGGCCGUACGUGCUGGAGACGAUGAUCAAUCACUGUGCCAGCGAGGUGCUUCUGUGCAAGGACGCAGACAUCGGGCUAUGGCUGCUGAGCGGGAUGGUUGUGCAGCUGGCCUUGAGCCAGGGCUACCAUCGCGACCCGCGGUACUUCUCGCACAUCUCCCCCUUUACCGGGGAGAUGCGGCGGCGAGUGUGGGCGGCGAUCGUGCAGCUAGACCUCCGGUUGGCGAGCCAGAUGGGCUUACCGCGCGUACUCAAAUCGCAAGAGUACGACACGGCCGACCCACGCAACCUACUAGACGCCGACCUAGACGAGUCGAUCGAGGAGCUGCCCCCCUCCCGGCCCGAGAGCGAGGUGACGCCCGUGCUGUACGGCCUAGCCAAGAGCCGGAUCGACCGGAUCAGCGCGCUGAUCAGCGAUCUCCUCGCCGACACCCGCGAGCACCUCUACGCGGAGAUCAUGGAGCUAGACACGAAGCUCCGCGAGGCCGAGAGCGGACUACCCCCGAUCUUCCGCUGGCAGCCCCUCGGCCAGUCGUUCAUGGUGCCGCCGCAGAUUGUCCUCCAUCGCGUGUGGCUCCAGCUGGCCAUCCAGCGGCUCCUGAUCUGCCUGCACCGGAAGUACCUGGCGCCGUCGUAUGGGCAGGACCGCUACGCGUACUCGCGCAACACCUGCGUGCAGGCCGCCAUCAAGAUGCUCGAGUUCCAGCAGCUGGUCAACGAAGAGACGCAGCCAGAGGGCCAUCUGCACCCCGUGCGCUGGGUGCUGUCCUCGCUCCUCCAGUCCAACUUCCUACUGGGCAUGAGCGUGCUCUGCUACUACCUCCAACGGGCCAAGAGCAUGCCUCCCGAAGAUGCAUCGUCGCUGGACCGACAACACACGGGCGCCCAGAUCUACGGCCUGCUACGAUCCACGUACCCCAUGUGGCUUCGCUCAAGCACCGUCUCCCACGAUGCCCGGAAGGCAGUCGAGCAUCUGAAAUGCAUCGCCAAUUUCCCGACUGCCUUCAGCGCUGAUUUUAUGCUUGAAUCCGAGUCAACGAGCUCGGCGGAUCUGCUGCUGGCAAAUAUCCUGGAUUAG